Anisakis simplex (herring worm) is the source of this 846-nucleotide messenger RNA. The record is from the annotation of a GenBank genome assembly. Lineage: Eukaryota; Metazoa; Nematoda; Chromadorea; Rhabditida; Anisakidae.
UUAUUAUUAUUGUUAUUUUUUAGUAUUGUUGUUAUUAUUAUUGUUAUUUAUUAUUGUUGUUAUUUAUUAUUUUUAUUAUUUAUUAUAUUGUUUUUGUUGGCACGGAUACUGGACGCGAAUAAACGGGUGCAAGAGGCAGCAUGCUCUGCGUUCGCGACUCUGGAAGAGGAGGCGAAUAUGGAGUUGGUACCAUACCUAUCGGAGAUUCUGGCAACGCUGGCUGAGGCGUUUAAUAGAUAUCAGGCGAAGAAUCUGUUGAUAUUGUACGAUGCAGUAGGGACGCUGGCAGAUAGUGUUGGAUCGAAUCUGAAUCAGCCGCAGUACGUACAGACUCUAAUGGAGCCGUUGAUGGCAAAAUGGUCAUCGUUAUCGGAUGACGACAAGGAAUUAUUUCCGUUACUGGAGUGCUUAUCGAGUGUGGCCACCGCUCUGCACGUGUCGUUCUUGCCGUUUUGUGAGCCGGUGUUUAGAAGAUGUACGGCGUUGAUAGGGCGGUGUUUGCAGCAGGUGCAGUUGGCAGUGGAGCGACCGGCCGAGUACGAUAUGCCCGAUAAGGACUUCUUGAUAGUGGCACUGGAUCUGCUGUCGGGCCUGGCCGAGGGCCUUUCGGAUCACAUCGACCAGCUGGUGGCGUCGAGUCAGAUCGUGGCGUUGAUUUAUCAGUGCUCAAUGGUGUUGAAAAUUUCUAUGUGCGUCUGGGAAAUUGGUUCGUUUGAUUCCGGUGUUGUAAUUAGGCAUUUUUUUCAUUUGUGUGUCUUUGCAGUGAAAUUCCAACGUGAAUUCUCUGUCAUAUGUCUGAAGCAUCGAAUGUGCCUGUGUAUAGUGAGAAAUUUUCGCAAAGUUUGA